Messenger RNA from Pungitius pungitius (ninespine stickleback), 5689 nucleotides. Its product is annotated as NLR family CARD domain-containing protein 3-like. The transcript has 11 exons. Gene Ontology annotation, biological process: intracellular signal transduction. Gene Ontology annotation, molecular function: protein binding. The record is from RefSeq and is a predicted model, not a curated record. The coding region runs from base 1090 to 4296 and encodes 1068 amino acids. NCBI's taxonomy places the organism in Eukaryota, Metazoa, Chordata, Actinopteri, Perciformes, Gasterosteidae.
GGGCCCAGGCUUCUUUAUGGCUAUUGUUUCCCACAAUCCUUUGCACAGCAGAUAAAUGCGCCAGAGGGUUCAAGCUGCCACGUGAUGAGGAAGUAGAAUGAUGCCUCAGUUGAAUGCAGCAUGUAGCAACAUGUACAACUGGCAGUUUGUCCUAAAGGUAAUUGAUUUAACACGAUACGAUGAUUGUUCCGCCUCAACAGGUUUUUAGUGGGAAAAUGCAUGGGAAAAUAUUAAAAAAUUAAAAAAUCAUCCUGUGCUUUUAUUUUGAAGGGACUUUUUCUAAUGCAGCGGAGUGUCGGGUUUUUUUCCGACUCGUCCGUACAUGUUUUCAGUCAGCACGGCAAUUAGAACGCGAAAGCCCCCCCCCCGUCGACACAGCUAGCGGACCAAUCGAUUUAUUUGGGUUGCGGCUUGUCAUUAAGGGGUGAUGGUGGGUCCCGGAGCCAGACCAGUUGAGAACCACUGCUCUAAACCAUCUGGUCCCAACAACAGCAUCCAGUCUGUUGUCAUAGCAACUCUUUAGAAGGUGAACGGAUUGUUCCACAGAUGCUGGUUUAGAUACUGAAGGACUCUUGUUUGAGCAGUGAGGAAGAUUCUGUUCACGAUGACCUUUGACCCUGUGGACACAGCACAUACAGAGACUCAGUCGACCAGUCAGACUGCAUACUUUGAUGGUGACAUGAGGACACACCCCCUCUGAUAAAAGAUAAGAAGCUCUAACAAGCUGCUUCACUUCACUCCGUCUGAUGGAAGCUGAAGUGAAGCACGGAGCUCUUUUUCUACAGACCUGCUGAGGACAGAAGAGAGCUGCACACUGAGGAAGAUCAUGUCUACAAGAUCAGUGAAGCUGUGAACCGCCGUCGCAUAACGCCGAUAUUCACAGAUUCAUCCAACUUGUGUCCACCAAGAGGACACUGAAUUCAUCAGAAGUGCAUAGAAAGAGGGAGAAGAAUCCUAUUUUGUUGUUUAUCAAACACAAUACACCGAUAGAACUCCAUCUGUAAAACACACUGCUUUUUGUUUUUUAAAUGCAGAGCAGUGAUUGUUCUCUAGGGUCUAAUAUUAUUUGGGUGUCUUUAAAAAGGAAAGAUGGAGAAAGUCAAAAAGGAUCUCAUCAAAAUUUUAGAACAACUCAAAGAGGAGGACUUCAAAGGGUUCAAAUGGUACCUGGAGAACCAUCCAAUCCCAGAAGACCACCGAUCAAUCCCACCCUGUGACCUGGAGAACGCAGACAGGAGGAACACAGUGGACAUGAUGGUGCGGUGCUACAACACAGACUCGGUUCAGGUGGCCAUGAAGGUUUUGGAAGAGUUGCAAAUGAACGAUCUUGUUGAAAAAUUAUCCAAAAAGAACUCUACGGGCAAACCAAAAACUGUCGGAGGAGAAAGUGGUCAAGGCAAACCAAAAACUGUGGAAGGAGAAAGAGGUCAUGGCAAACUGAAUACUGGGGGAGGAGAAAAAGGUCACGGUGAAGAGACCUUUGGCAAACUGAAUACUGGGGGAGAAGAAAAAGGUCACGAGAUUAUGGGCAACUGUCAACAGUAUCUCAAAUCCAAGCUGAAGAAGAAGUUCCAGUCUGUGUUUGAGGGCAUCGCUAAAGCAGGAAACCCAACCCUUCUGAAUGAGAUCUACACAGAGCUCUACAUUACAGAGGGAGGGACUGCAGAGGUCAAUCAAGAACAUGAGGUCAGACAGAUUGAAACAUUAUCCAGGAAACCAGCCAGAUCAGAAACAACCAUCAGACAAGAAGACCUCUUUAAAGCCUCAGCUGGAGGAGAGGAACCAAUCAGAACAGUGAUGACUAAAGGAGUGGCUGGCAUUGGGAAAACAGUCUUAACACAGAAGUUCACUCUGGACUGGGCAGAAGACAAAGGCCACCAGGACAUACAGUUCACAUUUCCAUUCACCUUCAGAGAGCUGAAUGUGCUGAGAGAGAAGAAGUUCAGCUUGGUGGAACUUGUUCAUCACUUCUUCAGUGAAACCAAAGAAGCAGGAAUCUGCAGGUUGGAAGAGUUCCAGGUUGUGUUCAUCUUUGACGGUCUGGAUGAGUGUCGACUUCCUCUGGACUUCCACAAGAAUGAGAUCCUGACUGAUGUCACAGAGUCGGCCUCAAUGGAUGUGCUCCUCACAAACCUCAUCAGGGGAAAGCUGCUUCCCUCUGCUCGCCUCUGGAUAACCACACAACCUGCAGCAGCCAAUCAGAUCCCUCCUGAGUGUGUUGGCAUGGUGACAGAGGUCAGAGGGUUCACUGACCCCCAGAAGGAAGAGUACUUCAUGAAGAGGUUCAGAGAUAAGAAGCUGGCCAGCAGGAUUGUCUCUCACAUCAAGACCUCACGAAGCCUCCACAUCAUGUGCCACAUCCCAGUCUUCUGCUGGAUCAGUGCUACAGUUCUGGAGGUGGAGUUAAAGACCAUAAAGAGAGGAGAGCUGCCCAAGACCCUGACUGAGAUGUAUAUCCAUUUCCUGGUGGUUCAGUCCAAAGUGAAGAAGGUCAAGUACGAUGGAGGAGUUGAAACGGAUCCUCACUGGAGUCCAGAGAGCAGGAAGAUGAUCGAGUCUCUGGGAAAACUGGCCUUUGAUCAGCUGCAGAAAGGAAACCCGAUCUUCUAUGAAUCCGACCUGACGGAGUGUGGCAUCGAUAUCACAGAAGCCUCAGUGAACUCAGGAGUAUUCACUCAGAUCUUCAGAGAGGAGAGCGGACUGUACCAUGACAAGGUGUUCUGCUUCCUCCAUCAGAGUGUUCAGGAGUUUCUGGCUGCUCUUCAUGUCCAUCUGACCUUCAUCAACUCUGGUGUCGAUCUGCUGUCAGAAGAACAAAACACCUCCCUGUUGUCUAGUUGUCUAGUUGUCUUUAGAGACAAAACUAAACCCAAACAUUUUUACAAGAGAGCUGUGGACGAGGCUUUACAGAGUCCUAAUGGACACCUGGACUUGGUCCUCCGCUUCCUCUUAGGUCUUUCCCUGGAGACCAAUCAGACUUUCCUACGAGGUCUGCUGACACAGACAGGAAGUCGCUCACAGAUCAAUCGGGAGACAGUCCAGUACAUCAAGAAGAAGAUCAGUAGGAAUGUGUCUCCAGAGAAAAGCAUCAAUCUGUUCCACUGUCUGAAUGAACUGAAUGAUGUUUCUCUAGUGGAGGAGAUUCAACGGUCCCUUAGUUCAGGAUGUCUCUCCACAGAUAAACUGUCUCCUGCUCAGUGGUCAGCUCUGGUCUUCAUUUUACUGUCAUCAGAAGUUAAUCUGGAGGUGUUUGACCUGAAGAAAUACUCAGCUUCAGAGGAGGCUCUUCUCAGGCUGCUGCCAGUGGUCAAAGCCUCCAACAAAGCUCUACUGAGGGACUGUAACCUAUCAGAGAGAAGCUGUGAAGCUCUGUCCUCAGUUCUCAGCUCCCAGUCCUCUAGUCUGAACGAGCUGGAUCUGAGUAACAACGACCUGCAGGAUUCAGGAGCGAAGCUGCUGUUUGAUGGACUGGAGAGUCCACACUGUAACCUGGAGACUCUCAGACUGGAGGGCUGUAACCUCUCAGAGAGAAGCUGUGAAGCUCUGUCCUCAGUCCUCAGCUCCCAGUUCUCUAGUCUGAGAGAACUGGAUCUGAGUAACAACGACCUGCAGGAUUCAGGAGUGAAGCUGCUGUGUGAUGGACUGGAGAGUCCACACUGGACACUAGCAACUCUCAGGGUGGAGCCUGAUGGAGUCCGAUGGUUCAGACGAGGACUGAGGAAGUAUUCCUGUGAACUCACAAUCGACACAAAUACAGUGAACAGAAAACUGAAACUGUCUCAGAACAACAGGAAGGUGACACAUGUGGAGGAGGUUCAGUCAUAUCCUGAUCAUCCAGACAGAUUUGACUACUGGUCCCAGCUGCUGUGUAGAACUGGUCUGACUGGUCGCUGUUACUGGGAGGUCGAGUGGAGAGGAAGAGUUUAUGUAUCAGUGAGUUACAGAGGAAUCAAUAAGAAAGGAUACACUGAUGACUGUUUAUUUGGAAAGAAUGAUCAGUCCUGGAGUCUGGGAUGCUCUGAUGAAGGUUACUCUGUCUGUCACAAUAAGACAGUAACACGCAUCACCUCCUCCUCCUCCUUCUCCUCCUCCUCCUCCUCCUCCUUCUCCUCCUCCUCCUUUGGUAGAGUAGCAGUGUAUGUGGACUGUCCUGCUGGCUCUCUGUCCUUCUUCAGAGUCUCCUCUGACACAAUGAUUCACAUCCACACCUUCAGCACCACAUUCACUGAACCUCUUUAUCCUGGGUUUGCCUUCUUGUUCAAACCUGGUUCCUCAGUGUCUCUGUGUUCUCUUUAGGAGGGACAGUCUCCUCCUGGUGGAGAACCUUCCUCUCUACUCACCACAUAGUUCAGUCUGUACAGCUGAUGUUGGUUCAUGUGGAUGUAGAUGCAGGUGGAGGAAGUGAGGGGUACCUGAGUUGGUCAUCAUUUAGAUUUUGGGUCCUAAUUAGGGGUUAUAAUCAGACAAAAAUGUAUCUGUAUGAUAAAUAGUUCAUAUUUCUGAGUUUUCUUGGUUAGCAUUCACACUAGUGAAAGAAGUGUUUAUUAAUGAUUGUGUGUAAUGACAAAAAUCAGUUAAAUAUGGAUGUAUUCUUGUAUGUAUUCUUUUUGAGUCAAUAUUAACUUCAAAUAUUUCAAAAUGUGUUCAGUGAAAUCAAAUAUAAUUUCACAUAAUCAUGUUUGUUCUGAACAAGAAUCUUUUGAAAGCUUCAGCAAACCUCUGAAUAAAAGGUUUAAUGACACAUGACAUCAGGAACUUGUGUUUUUAUUAACUAGAAUAUAAAAGAACAACAUGUAGUCAAUGUAUGUAUUACUUUGAUUAACAGGAAUAGAAUUGUAUGUUUGUGAUGUUAAUAAAUGACUUUUAUUGUAAACUGGGAAAGUGAAAGUGUUUCUUCAUUAUUAAACAUGUUCAGCGGGAUUCGAUCUCAUGGCAUCGAAGUGCUUUUUAUUGUCAUGUAUGAAGAUCCAAACAAACAUCACAUUCAUAAUAAUAAUUUGGGAGAAAAUGUUUAAUUUCCAAAGUGAUGACCUUUAACCUCGCAGCAUCUAUUUAAGAAAGUUCUCCCAACCUUAAAAUCCAGCAGGAAUCUGAACGUGUCAGAGUGAAUUCUUUGUUUUGCAACAUCAAAUAAAAUAGAUAAAUCGUUCAGUUUGUCUAAAAUACUUGAGACAUGAAAUAAAUAUGAAGCAGCAUCUUACAGUCAGAACGCUCCACAGGAACUUCAGAUGGUGAUUUAAAUCAAACAGGUAAAGGUGGUUCUAGUUUACCUGUAAUAUUGGACUCACCUGUGCAGAAAGGAGACUUUAAUCCUCCUUUUCAACAGCUGCCAUGUGAGCUAAUUAUCCAAGAGAAAUGUGAUGUGUUACUGACACUAAACUGUUUUUAUUCCCCCACAGCCCAUAAAGGAGGCGGGGGGGAGGGGGGGCAGAAUAUUUUUUUAAAACAGCAGGAGACACCAUCUUCACAGCUUCCCUGUUUCCUUGAAGCUUUGAAGCUAGCUCGUUCCAUUUGGUCAAUGUUUAACACGUCCACAAGGAGAGGGGCGUGUGCAAAGGGUAGGGGCGUGACAAAGGGGCGUGUGCAAAGUGGAGGGGCGUGACAAAGGGGCGUGUGCAAAGUGGAGGGGCGUGGCAAACGAGGGGCGUGUGCAGAGAAUGUCGAGGUCAUUGACUCCUGUCUCUGGAGG